AUGUCUUUCAAAGCAGCCUUAGAAGCAGAUCAGGAAGUCCCCGAGUCAUGGUCUUCAUACAUGACUACUGUCUACCGCGGUCGUAAGCCUCCGUCUAUUAGCUCUUACGAUCCUGAAAAGCUAGAGGCGAAGGCGAGGGAAGUAACGAAAAAGAACGAAGCUGCAUUCCUCUACGUGUUUGGGAGCGCAGGCUCAUGUUCGACUGACCGAGCGAACCGCAAAGCUUUCGAAAAAUGGUGCUUUACUCCAAAGAUGCUGAUUGACGCGUCGGACCGCAACCUAGAGACAACCCUCUUUGGCGUCAAGUACAAGUCUCCACUUCUAUUGGCUCCUAUCGGAGUACACGGUCUACUUCAUCCUCAAGGAGAGUUAUGUGCGGCGACUGCUGCGAACAAUAUGGGAGUGCCGUUGAUCAUGAGCACCGCUGCAACUCGAUCGCUGGAGGACGCAGCAAAAGCGAACGGAGAUGGCCCGAGAUGGUAUCAGCUUUACUGGCCACGUUCGGAGCCUCUCACACUCUCCCUCCUUUCGCGAGCAAAAGCUUGCGGUUACACGGCGUGCAUCAUCACACUGGAUACUAUGUGUAUGGGCUGGAGACCUUACGACCUGGAUACCGCAUACCUACCAUUCAACCAUGGAAUUGGUAUCCAAGUCGGGACAAGUGACCCGGUUUUCAUGCAGUCCCAGGGAACCACUUUGAAGGGAGACCAACAAAGUCCAUAUGGCGGUCACGAAUAUAGCAAGAUACCGUAUCCAUUCGACCCCGUCGCAUGCGAUUCCGCGCGUGAAGCCGGAGACGAAUUCCACACCAGCCUCAAAACCCUCGGUAGGAACUGGAGUAGACAGAUACAUUCGGGUCUGUUUAGGACGUGGGAUGAAAUCACGUUUGUGCGAAAACAUUGGGAGGGACCUUUGGUUUUGAAAGGUAUUCUGCACGUAGACGAUGCAGUGAAGGCGAUGGAGGCCGGAUGUGACGGAGUCGUGGUUUCAAAUCACGGAGGUCGUCAAGUAGAUGGAGCCAUUCCGGCCCUUAUAGCACUCGAGAAGAUUUGUGGAGAUUCGAGGAUUCGAAAAGCCCAACUAGCAGGCGAAUUUACGAUCCUGUUUGAUUCAGGAAUCAGGCGGGGUUCUGAUAUCUUGAAAGCAAUUGCUUUAGGAGCCCAAGCUGUUUUAUUGGGCCGACCAUACAUGUAUGGCCUUGCUAUAUCAGGAACCCAAGGUAUAGAGGAAGUGGUCAGAGGAAUUUUGUGUGAGACGGAGUUGACAUUGGGUCUGUGCGGGUUCAACAGUCUGGACGAAAUUUGGGGGAAAAGGGAAGAGGUCAUGGACAAAUUGGAGUUGGGCUUCUACAAUUAA
This is a messenger RNA of Lentinula edodes (shiitake mushroom), 1356 nucleotides long. Its product is annotated as FMN-dependent alpha-hydroxy acid dehydrogenase. The record is from RefSeq and is a predicted model, not a curated record. Bases 1 to 1356 code for a protein of 451 amino acids. The transcript is spliced from 7 exons. Lineage: Eukaryota; Fungi; Basidiomycota; Agaricomycetes; Agaricales; Omphalotaceae. Gene Ontology annotation, molecular function: oxidoreductase activity; FMN binding.